GAUGAUGACAAGCAUUCAAUGGAGGGAAGAGCGAUGGCAAACCCUCAAUCCCAAUCCCAGUGCUGCGAGAAUCCACCCACAUUGAACCCCUCCUCCGGCCAUGGCUCCGUCGUCGAGAAUCUCGGAGGACUCAAGGCCUACACUGCCGGCUCCCCGGAAUCCAAACUCGCUGUGCUCCUUGUCUCCGAUGUUUACGGAUUUGAAGCACCAAAUUUAAGGAAACUAGCUGAUAAAGUUGCUGCUGCUGCUGGGUAUUUUGUGGUGGUCCCUGAUUUUCUCCAUGGUGAUCCUUAUGUUCCUGAGAAAGUUCCUUUCCCAACUUGGUUACAAGCUCAUGGCGCAGCUAAAGGAUUUGAAGAAGCAAAACACAUUGUUGAAGCUCUGAAAAGUACAGGGACAUCUGCAAUUGGUGCAGCUGGAUUUUGCUGGGGUGCCAAGGUUGUGGCAGAAUUAGCAAAAUCUGAAGACAUAAAAGCUGCUGUGAUGUUGCAUCCUUCUUUUGUCACUGUAGAGGAUAUUAAAGAGAUUAAGGUGUCUCUUGCUGUGCUUGGAGCUGAGAUUGAUCGUACUUCUCCACCUUCUCUCUUGAAGGAGUUUGAGAAGAUUUUAUCCACUAAAUCUGAGGUAGAUAGCUUUGUGAAGAUCUUUCCUGGGGUUGCACAUGGAUGGACUGUGAGAUAUGAUGUGCAUGAUGAGGCUGUGGUGAAGAGUGCCGAAGAAGCUCACCAGAACAUGUUAGAAUGGUUCUCCAAGUAUCUUAAAUAAGGAACAUCUAUUCAAAUAUAUUACCAUUUGUGUGCAAUAUGGAUGCUGAUGCCUUGUAUGGAUGUUUGAGAUCUUUUGCUUUUAUAUCAACAUUUGUGUUCAAUAUAUAGCUCACAACCAUGCUUUUGUUUGUCA
Dioscorea cayenensis subsp. rotundata (Guinea yam) is the source of this 900-nucleotide messenger RNA. Its product is annotated as endo-1,3;1,4-beta-D-glucanase-like. Lineage: Eukaryota; Viridiplantae; Streptophyta; Magnoliopsida; Dioscoreales; Dioscoreaceae. Gene Ontology annotation, molecular function: hydrolase activity. The record is from RefSeq and is a predicted model, not a curated record. The coding region runs from base 19 to 765 and encodes 248 amino acids. The transcript has 7 exons.